Aplysia californica (California sea hare) is the source of this 2539-nucleotide messenger RNA. RefSeq names its product nitric oxide synthase-like protein. Lineage: Eukaryota; Metazoa; Mollusca; Gastropoda; Aplysiida; Aplysiidae. The transcript has 10 exons. Gene Ontology annotation, molecular function: GTP binding. The record is from RefSeq and is a predicted model, not a curated record. Bases 150 to 2297 code for a protein of 715 amino acids.
UAUUUGUUGGCCACUCAUCCAUUGCCUCGACGGCUCUUGACGACUUGAUGUUUCAUCUAUAACUCCGCGUUCAAAGUUAAUCAAUACAAGUUUAAUAACCAGAUGCUGUAAUACCAUCUCUGUUAGUUUUAUUACCACAAGAAGUCAAGAUGGCAGGUGAGUGCAUAAUGCUUCGAGCCAUGACAUCAAGAAGACACUGGCUUUCUACAUCAUGCACGUCAUUUUCACGGUGGAGAUAUUUUGCCUCAGUGAAGAUGUUUCCAUCCUCUCAAAGAUUCAAUGCUUUUCAAGUUGAAAAUAAACCAAAUGAUGAUGUGAGACAGAAGGACAAGAAAGAAAAGGCCUGGGCCCCUCAGAUUUCUUUGGUGACUCGAAAGCUGCUUCAGCUUCAAUCUCAGCCUCAUGAUGUGAGGAGUCCAUCUGAAAGGUCGGCACUGUUGAGAGGGACUACAGCAAAUGAUGUGACAACAAAUUCUUUCAAAACACGACUUCAAACUAUGACAGAUGAUGCUGAAAGCACUGUUUCCUCAAUGGGGGAUCUGGUUCAAGAGGAGACUGAUGUAGAUUCUGCGUCAGAUCUUGAAAAUGCUAUUGAGCUCAUUGCUUUUCAACAAGACUUUCAGACGCCUAAAAAAUUCUCACCCCUACAUGGGACUGAGGAUGCAUCAGUAGAGCCGAGUAGGGUUCCUUGUACUGGCUGUGGAGCUCAUUUACAAUGCCACAACAGAACUUUGCCUGGUUUCAUGGUGAGUGAACAGUUCAAGUUAUUAACUGAACGUGAGCUGAAGCGGUCCAUUUGUCAGAGGUGCUACUACAUGCAGCAUUGUAAUGCUUUUGUUGAGGUUAAAACAGAACCCGAGGAGUAUACAGAGAUGAUUUCCAAGAUUCGACCAACUCGCUCCCUGGUGGUGAUAGUUGUUGACCUGAUGGACAUGCAAGGGAGCAUUGUGCCUAACCUGACAGACUAUAUUGGACACAAGCACCCUCUUCUUGUUGUUGGAAACAAGGCUGAUCUGCUGGCCCCUGAUUGCCCAGAAUAUUUGAGAAAUGCGCAGGAACGGCUAAAAGAGGCUUGCAGGCAUUCUGGUCUGAAAAAUGUGAAAGCCUUCAACUUGAUCAGUGCAAAGACAGGUUUUGGGAUGGAGAAGCUGAUAUCCACCCUGUUUUCCUUCUACAGACGAAAGGUUGAUGUGUACAUUGUUGGCACUGCCAACUCAGGGAAAUCUUCUCUUUUCAACAUUUUGCUGAGUUCAGACUACUGUAAACACACAGCGAGAGAUCUCAUUCAGAGAGCUACUGUAUCUGAAUGGCCAGGCACCACGUUGAAUCUCUUGAAGUUCCCAAUCAUGCGCCAUUCGUCCAAAACUGCAGCUCUUCGAUUCAAACGUCUUAAGCAGGAAAAGGCAUUGCGUUUAGAAUCUGAAAAGAUAGCAAGAGAACAGAGAAAGCAUAAUAGGCAUAACAGACGCUGGGAGCUGACAGAUGAUGUGAACACGACAGAUGUCCGCACAGCAGCCCAGAUUGAAGGAGAUGAGGAGGGCGUUGCUUGGGGACAAAAUGUGGUCAGCUUUCAGGGCAGAAAUGAUGGAAGCUUCAACAUAGCUGACAAGAGCGAAGAACAAUCUGAGUUCAAGUCAGAAGAGUUUGAUGAAAGCUACUGGGUCUAUGACACUCCAGGCAUUAUAAAUCCUGAUCAGAUCAUGAAUCUAUUAAGCCCAGAUGAAUGCACUCAGCUAACCCCAAGUUCAAUGAUAAUCCCUCGAGCUGUUGUUCUGCAACCUCAACAAACUAUUUUUAUCUCAGGACUGGCCAGAAUAGACUAUCUGAAGGCUGAUGUCCCGUUGUUUCUCACUGUACACUCCUCAUCUGCUCUCCCUAUUCGCAUUGGUCCUACUGUGGAGGCUGAUGGGUACUACGAGCAGUAUGUUGGAUCUGAGACACUACUGCUUCCUAUGGCGGACAAACAAAAGCUGUCAAAGUUACCGUCUCUUGCAGCGCGGGAUUUUGUCGUGAAAGGAAGGGGAACACUGGAAGCUGCUGCUGACGUUCAGUUGUCCUCAGUCGGUUGGGUGUCCGUGGCUGCAAAACCAGACAUCGAGGUGACACUGAGAGCUUACACUCCUGGCGCCAAAGGUUUGCACCUAAGGCAACCCUCACUUCUGCCUCAGUUCAGCCAUUUCAGGGGAAAGAGAAUCAGCGGAACGCCUUUCUACAAAACUACUCCUCCGGGCUCUGCCAUGAGCGGGAAAAAUUUGAUGAGGUUGGGAGAAACAUGGGAUGAUGGAAUUAAAAAUUAAAAAGACUUAAAUAAAGAUUUCAUUUACUGUCAAUAAGCAUCAGUUGUCUUUUCUAAUGUAUUUUUACAUGCCCCACAGUGUGGUUGUGUGUGUGUGUAUGUGUGUGUGUGUGUACACAUAAGGGAGGAGGGUAUAAAAACUAUAAAAUAUAGUCUCUUUGCUUUCCAAAUGUUAUUAUUGUUAUCCCUGAUAAUAAAAUUAGCGGUAGAAUGUUACAUUAAACUUAUAUGUUCUAAUGUAAA